Molecule: messenger RNA, 2355 nt
Organism: Lecanosticta acicola
Lineage: Eukaryota; Fungi; Ascomycota; Dothideomycetes; Mycosphaerellales; Mycosphaerellaceae
Source: the annotation of a GenBank genome assembly
AUGCCGCGUGCACCAGAACACCGUAUGGAAGCACAGCACAAGCCCACGCCCACACUAAUCAACGACACAGCCGCCGAUACCAUCCGGAUCCUCAUCUCGACCGACAAUCAUGUCGGCUACAACGAGCGCGAUCCCGUCCGCGGCGACGACAGCUGGAAGUCUUUCGACGAGGUCAUGUCCCUGGCCAAGGAGCGAGAUGUCGACAUGAUCUUGCUGGCUGGCGAUCUCUUCCACGAAAACAAGCCGUCUCGGAAAUCCAUGUAUCAGGUCAUGCGUAGCCUUCGCGCCAACUGCUAUGGUGACAAGCCGUGCGAGCUGGAGAUGCUGAGCGACGGUAGCGAGCAUUUUGCUGGAGCCUUCAACCACGUCAACUACGAUGACGAAGACAUCAAUGUCGCGAUUCCAGUCUUCUCCAUCCACGGCAAUCAUGACGAUCCUUCCGGAGAAGGUCACCUGGCCGCCCUUGACAUUCUCGCCAUGUCCGGCCUGUUGAACUACUAUGGCCGCACGCCGGAAGCCGACAACAUCGAGAUCAAACCGGUACUCCUCAAGAAGGGCAAGACGAAGCUUGCCCUCUACGGUAUGAGCAAUGUCCGCGACGAGCGUCUCUUCCGCACUUUCCGAGACGGCAAAGUCAAGUUCUUUCAGCCAAGCCCCGACUCUGGAGACUGGUUCAACAUCAUGAGUGUUCACCAGAAUCACCAUGCCUACACCCCGAGCUCGUACCUGCCAGAGCAAUUCCUUCCCAAUUUCAUGGAUCUCAUUGUCUGGGGCCAUGAACACGAGUGCAAGAUCGAUCCCCAAAUCAACCCAGAAAUGGGCUUCAAGGUGAUGCAGCCUGGAUCUUCGGUCGCCACCUCGCUUUGCCCGGGAGAGGCCGUGCCCAAACAUGUCGCAAUCCUCUCGGUCACGGAGAACAACUACAAUGUCGAGCCCGUUCGAUUGAAAACGGUGCGGCCGUUUGUCUACAAAGAAAUCGCGCUCAAGGACUACGACGAAAUGCAAGAGAUUGCAUUCAUGAACGACAACAAGACCAGAGUCCACCAAUUUCUGACUUCUCAGGUUGACGAGCUGAUCGACCAAGCUCAACAAGAGUGGUACGACGUGCAGCAGGAAAAUGGCGGGGUGAUGGACGAGGAUGAGGAGCCACCGAAACCGAUCAUCCGUCUACGCGUCGAAUGCACAGCACCGAAUGGCGGCAAGUUUGACACGGAGAAUCCGCAGCGCUUCUCUGGCCGCUUCGCCGACAGAGUCGCAAACCCAGUAGAUGUCGUACAGUUCCAUCGCAAACGCAACGCAACAAGAGCUACCAAGAAUCAACCGGACUUGCCCGACGAAGAAGUCAUUGCACAGAUCACCAUCGACAGCGUCAAAGUCGACGAGCUGGUCAAGGAAUUUCUCACAGCGCAAUCGCUCACCAUCCUCCCUCAGAACAGAUUCAGCGAUGCUGUCAAUCAGUACGUGGAGAAGGACGAUCGGCACGCCAUGGAAGAAUUCCUGUCCGACAGUCUGAAACUGCAGCGCGACAGUCUUCUUCACACCGGUGAUGGCGACAGGGAUCAAGAGGACGAUGACCUUCCAGACGACGAUGUGAUGGCUGAGACGAUUGAGAACAACCGAAUCCGUCAAGAGGACGCUCACGCUAGGGGCGAGCUCAAACUUAGGCGGAAGAAGGGAAACAUUCGGCCGAAGCCGAACGGGUGGGACUCUGACGAGAAUGGGCCCUGGGAGGAGAGCGCAAUGUCUAUCAUGGUGGAAGAUGACGGCGAGGGCCAAGAUGGCGAGGACGAUGAUGGCGCCAGUUUCGCUUCAGGUGCGCGGCCUGCCCGUGGCCGAGGCAGCCGCGGUGGCAGAGGUGGUAGGACUGCAGCAGGCACCACACGGAAGACGGCCGCUACGACGAAGAAAGCGCCAGCCAAGAACACAGCGGGUCGCGGCAAACAAAAGCAACCUUCCGACGAUGAGGAUGAAGACGACGAUAUCAUCAUGCUCGACGACGACGACGACGACGAGGACGAGAGUCAGAGUCUCUUUGUCAGUCAAUCCGUGGCCGCCUCUUCACGCUCUCGCACUCAGCAACUUGACUCCCCCACGAAGAAGCCCGCUCCGAAGACGACUCGAGGCCGAGGAGGCUCGGCCGCCGCCGCUGCUAAUGGUAGAGGCAAGCAGACGCAGCUUAGCUUCGGCGGCAGCCAAGCGACGGGCACAGCGAGGACAAAUGGCACUGGCAGGGCAGCGGCUCCCAAAACAGCGCCGUCGCGGCGUCUCCAACCUAGUGAUGACGAGAUCUCCGACGACGAUGCCUUCGAACCGCCCCCGGCCGCACAACGGAGCGCGAGGACCGGUCGACGGUGA